Messenger RNA from Schistosoma guineensis, 6560 nucleotides. The record is from the annotation of a GenBank genome assembly. Lineage: Eukaryota; Metazoa; Platyhelminthes; Trematoda; Strigeidida; Schistosomatidae.
GGGAGACGAUGCUCGACCGAAACGUGUUAUCCUGACACUGAAGUACCGAAUUGAACAUGAUAUUGCGACUAAGUGGGGUGAUAUGGAGAAGAUGUGGUACCACACAUUCUACAAAGGGUUGCGAGUGGUAACAGAGAAACAUCCGGGGUUGUUGAGAGCAGUUUCAUUGAACCCGAAGGCAAACCAUAAGAUGACAAGGAUCAUGUUUGAGAGUUUUAAUACACCAGGUACGUGUGCUGCUACUCAAACGGUGUUGUCACUAUGUACACUAUGUACAACUGGUAUAGUGUUGAACUUAGGUGACGGUGUGACCCACACAGUUCCGAUUUAUGAAGAUUAUGCGUUGCCUUAUACUGUUUUGCGAUUGGACUUUGCUGGUAGAGUUCUUGCCGACUUUAGGAUGAAGAUCCUGACUAAGACAGGUUGCAGUUCCUCUGUCUAUUCGUGGAACAUACUCAGGCGCAAACCACCGGACAUCGUUUUACUCUAUAGUAAGUCUAGAGUGGCACCUAUAAAACAGGCAACUGUGCCUAGACUGGAACUAACAGCGGCAGUAUUGAGUGCUAGAAUGGGGGAAGUUUUAAAUAAGAACCUUCCUCAUGUGUUUGACAAGACUCACUUCUCGAUGGAUUCUAUGAUAGCACUGUACUAUAUAAAAAAUACAGAUAGUAGGUAUUCCACCUUCGUGGCUAAUCGUCUGGCCGCUAUUCGUCAUUUAACAUCUGUGGACCAGUGGGGGCACGUAGAAUCCCAUGAAAAUCCUGCUGACUGGACAUCACGAGGCAUACGGAAGGAGCUAGAUUUAAAGAACUGGAUUGAGGGUCCUUCCUUCUUAUGGAAGAAAGAGUCUGUAGGAACACUGACGCUUAUGUGCGAAAACCCCCCGGAAAAUGUUGAAUUUAAAAGAUGCCACACGACCAACGCAGUUGCGCUAAAACAUAGCUCAAGUCCAAUUCUGCUAUAUCACUCAAAUUGGAUAAAGCUGAUUAAAGCGGUAGCAUGGCUCAGAAGAUACGUGAUCUAUGUAACCAUCAUGUACUCCCAUCACGAUGACAGGUCCCUAAGUGUGGGCUAUCUGUCAGUUGAUGAAUUGGAUGCAGCUAAACACAAGGUAUUAGCCUUAGUGCAAAAGGGAGUGUAUGGGGAAGCAGUUAAAGUGUCUCGAUAUAGUGGCGUAAGCGCAACUGUUAUAAAAGAGCUAAAAAAUCUUUCACCUACGCUAAUCGAUGGAUUGCUUUGUGUCGGCGGACGAUUAAAUUACUCGGAUUAUCCACUCUCAAUCAGACAUCCGGCAAUUUCACCCAGUCAUCACUUCGUAACAGAACUUAUUAUUAGACACCAUCAUCACCUAGAAGGUCACACCGGGACAUCACAAGUGUUAGUUACCAUACCACGAAAUUAUUGGAUUGUUAAAGGAACCAGUGCAGUUAAACGAGUGAUAGGUAGAUGUGUGAGGUGUAUACGCGCGAAGGCCACAUUAGGCCAACAGAUGAUGGCACCUCUCCCCAAGUGUCGAGUGCAGCAAGGCUGGUUUUGCUUCUCCUCCGUCGGGAUAGACUAUUUUGGGCCGUUGAUAGUGCGUCGGAGAAGAAGUGAGGAAAAAAGAUAUGGAUGCCUAUUCACGUGUCUCCAAACACGUGCCGUACAUUUGGAAGUAGCUUUCAAUUUGAGUGCUGAUGCUUUUAUAAUGGCUUUAAUACGUUUCAUAGGAAGGAGAGGAACUCCUAAUGAAAUCUAUAGCGACAAUGGAACUAACUUUGUCGGGGCCACUUCCGAAUUACGGGCUAAUAUGAGUGUGUGGAACAAGCAUAGAAUAAACGACUUAACAGUAUCGAAGGGUAUACGCUGGCAUUUCAACCCCCCACUAACUAGCCAUCGGGGCGGAGUUUGGGAGAGGUUAAUACGGUCUGUUCGGGGGAUCUUACUAUUUAUUUCCAACGGGCAAAUAUUACACGAUGAUAGUUUGGCAACUUAUUUUGUGGAGGUAGAACGAAUUUUAAACAACCGCCCAAUCGUUCCUGCGACGUCAGAUGAAAAGGAUGAUUUGGUGCUCACGCCAAACACUUUGUUAUUACUAAGAGACAGUGAUGAUGCGAAUGAGAGGUGUAGUAAGAAGAGAUGUGCGAAAGCUCUGCCUUCUAGAGGGAGCCGAGUAAUUGUGGAUUGUAGCUUAGGUUUAUGGAUGUACAGGCGUACUGUUGUAAGUCCUGUGCCUCCCAUUGAUAUAUAGCAGUUAGUAAGGAGAGCCAUGACAGAAAUGUAUUCUAAGGUGUCUUUGCGUAGCUGGAGGGAUUUUGGGGGCCGGUGUAACGGAGAAAGAACAGUGAAAAUCCCUCUGCAGCUUCUUUGUUGAACAGUAUUUUCAUUUAUUUGUUCCUUCUCUCUUUUGUGUAUUCCAACCUUUGUUUCGACCUCGUUUAACCAUGUCUUUUGUUCUUCAGUCUUCCCCGUUUGAGCCUUUAUUAUGUGACUUUGAUUAAAGACUUAUUUUUGUUACCUAAUUUUCUAUUGCAUGUUGCCGGACCAUUGACAGUAAGGUUGUGUUUGACUAAGCUCAAGGUCACGGCGUGGUUCAUUUUGUGACUGUUAACCCUCUGACUGUCUGCUUGGGAGAAUUGCUGCAAUCCCUGCAGAUAGAUAUUUGAUCCCAUCUUAUUGGGAAUAUUUGUAUUGAUUCUCAGGUAUCAAACCCUUUAGUAUUAACUGUCUCUUUCAUUGUUUAGCGCGCUACUUAGCGUUAGAGAAACUUCUGACUGUAUAGCACAGGCUGUACCGUUUGAGGUAUUUUGUAUUUUUGAUGUAAUUUGUUCUGUUUUCUUAAUUAGAACCGUUUAUAUUGAGCACAGAGUUUGUGUUUUGAUAUAAUAUAAUACGAGUAUCUCAAAGACGCGUUGUGAGCUAUACAGAGGAACUUGGUCUGGUCUAAUCGAAUAAAUUUUGGGUUCGUCAGUCCGUUGUUCCAACCGAAUAUUGGCUGUUCGGUCGUUACAGUUCUCAAACGAACAGUAAUCUCAAGUGACAAACUCUGGAAUGCCUGGAAAGCGCAAUAAGAUCAACGAAAACUUGCCAUUGGGCCACGGAGAAAUGCAAUCGGAUACACCUCCAGAUGUACGGCAAGUCAAAUUAGAUGCAUUUUCAUGUCAUGGCUCUAAUGUUAGUUUAUUAAGUAAACGUAGUAAAGUUAGCUCUAGGAUUACCUUAGCAGAGUUAAAAGAAAGGCAAUUAUUAGAAAUGAGGGACUUGAAAGAUAGACAGAGGAAACAACUACUGUGCUUUCAGAGAGAGUUUGGGUCGUUAAGGCUGAACAAAAGCACGUGUAGCAAAUUAUCUUCUGUUUCUAACUGUGAUGACAGAGAAAAGGAGCACGUUCACAGGUUCGUAAGUCCUUCUCAUGACCUUAGGAUAAAGUCUCUAGAAAAGUCAAAACUGUUAGAUUAUCCAGGAACGAAGGAGAAAGUGACCUUGGAAUCUCUAAGUGUAGGUCAUGAACGUCCAACAGUAGAGCACGAUGCCUACUUCGAUGAAAGUUAUAAUAUUGUUCCUUUACCUAGAGGAGUGGCUGAGGAAGACAUUGCUACCCCUGUUAUUGGCAAUGAGUCUGGUAUGUGUAAAGCUGGCUUCACCAAAAAUGAUGCUCCCAUAGCCGUAUUGCUCUCUAUUGUUGGAAGAACUAGACAUCAAGUGACUGUGGAAAUGGAUGGAAAGGACAGUCAUGUGGGAGACGAUGCUCGACCGAAACGUGUUAUCCUGACACUGAAGUACCGAAUUGAACAUGAUAUUGCGACUAAGUGGGGUGAUAUGGAGAAGAUGUGGUACCACACAUUCUACAAAGGGUUGCGAGUGGUAACAGAGAAACAUCCGGGGUUGUUGAGAGCAGUUUCAUUGAACCCGAAGGCAAACCAUAAGAUGACAAGGAUCAUGUUUGAGAGUUUUAAUACACCAGGUACGUGUGCUGCUACUCAAACGGUGUUGUCACUAUGUACACUAUGUACAACUGGUAUAGUGUUGAACUUAGGUGACGGUGUGACCCACACAGUUCCGAUUUAUGAAGAUUAUGCGUUGCCUUAUACUGUUUUGCGAUUGGACUUUGCUGGUAGAGUUCUUGCCGACUUUAGGAUGAAGAUCCUGACUAAGACAGGUUGCAGUUCCUCUGUCUAUUCGUGGAACAUACUCAGGCGCAAACCACCGGACAUCGUUUUACUCUAUAGUAAGUCUAGAGUGGCACCUAUAAAACAGGCAACUGUGCCUAGACUGGAACUAACAGCGGCAGUAUUGAGUGCUAGAAUGGGGGAAGUUUUAAAUAAGAACCUUCCUCAUGUGUUUGACAAGACUCACUUCUCGAUGGAUUCUAUGAUAGCACUGUACUAUAUAAAAAAUACAGAUAGUAGGUAUUCCACCUUCGUGGCUAAUCGUCUGGCCGCUAUUCGUCAUUUAACAUCUGUGGACCAGUGGGGGCACGUAGAAUCCCAUGAAAAUCCUGCUGACUGGACAUCACGAGGCAUACGGAAGGAGCUAGAUUUAAAGAACUGGAUUGAGGGUCCUUCCUUCUUAUGGAAGAAAGAGUCUGUAGGAACACUGACGCUUAUGUGCGAAAACCCCCCGGAAAAUGUUGAAUUUAAAAGAUGCCACACGACCAACGCAGUUGCGCUAAAACAUAGCUCAAGUCCAAUUCUGCUAUAUCACUCAAAUUGGAUAAAGCUGAUUAAAGCGGUAGCAUGGCUCAGAAGAUACGUGAUCUAUGUAACCAUCAUGUACUCCCAUCACGAUGACAGGUCCCUAAGUGUGGGCUAUCUGUCAGUUGAUGAAUUGGAUGCAGCUAAACACAAGGUAUUAGCCUUAGUGCAAAAGGGAGUGUAUGGGGAAGCAGUUAAAGUGUCUCGAUAUAGUGGCGUAAGCGCAACUGUUAUAAAAGAGCUAAAAAAUCUUUCACCUACGCUAAUCGAUGGAUUGCUUUGUGUCGGCGGACGAUUAAAUUACUCGGAUUAUCCACUCUCAAUCAGACAUCCGGCAAUUUCACCCAGUCAUCACUUCGUAACAGAACUUAUUAUUAGACACCAUCAUCACCUAGAAGGUCACACCGGGACAUCACAAGUGUUAGUUACCAUACCACGAAAUUAUUGGAUUGUUAAAGGAACCAGUGCAGUUAAACGAGUGAUAGGUAGAUGUGUGAGGUGUAUACGCGCGAAGGCCACAUUAGGCCAACAGAUGAUGGCACCUCUCCCCAAGUGUCGAGUGCAGCAAGGCUGGUUUUGCUUCUCCUCCGUCGGGAUAGACUAUUUUGGGCCGUUGAUAGUGCGUCGGAGAAGAAGUGAGGAAAAAAGAUAUGGAUGCCUAUUCACGUGUCUCCAAACACGUGCCGUACAUUUGGAAGUAGCUUUCAAUUUGAGUGCUGAUGCUUUUAUAAUGGCUUUAAUACGUUUCAUAGGAAGGAGAGGAACUCCUAAUGAAAUCUAUAGCGACAAUGGAACUAACUUUGUCGGGGCCACUUCCGAAUUACGGGCUAAUAUGAGUGUGUGGAACAAGCAUAGAAUAAACGACUUAACAGUAUCGAAGGGUAUACGCUGGCAUUUCAACCCCCCACUAACUAGCCAUCGGGGCGGAGUUUGGGAGAGGUUAAUACGGUCUGUUCGGGGGAUCUUACUAUUUAUUUCCAACGGGCAAAUAUUACACGAUGAUAGUUUGGCAACUUAUUUUGUGGAGGUAGAACGAAUUUUAAACAACCGCCCAAUCGUUCCUGCGACGUCAGAUGAAAAGGAUGAUUUGGUGCUCACGCCAAACACUUUGUUAUUACUAAGAGACAGUGAUGGUGCGAAUGAGAGGUGUAGUAAGAAGAGAUGUGCGAAAGCUCUGCCUUCUAGAGGGAGCCGAGUAAUUGUGGAUUGUAGCUUAGGUUUAUGGAUGUACAGGCGUACUGUUGUAAGUCCUGUGCCUCCCAUUGAUAUAUAGCAGUUAGUAAGGAGAGCCAUGACAGAAAUGUAUUCUAAGGUGUCUUUGCGUAGCUGGAGGGAUUUUGGGGGCCGGUGUAACGGAGAAAGAACAGUGAAAAUCCCUCUGCAGCUUCUUUGUUGAACAGUAUUUUCAUUUAUUUGUUCCUUCUCUCUUUUGUGUAUUCCAACCUUUGUUUCGACCUCGUUUAACCAUGUCUUUUGUUCUUCAGUCUUCCCCGUUUGAGCCUUUAUUAUGUGACUUUGAUUAAAGACUUAUUUUUGUUACCUAAUUUUCUAUUGCAUGUUGCCGGACCAUUGACAGUAAGGUUGUGUUUGACUAAGCUCAAGGUCACGGCGUGGUUCAUUUUGUGACUGUUAACCCUCUGACUGUCUGCUUGGGAGAAUUGCUGCAAUCCCUGCAGAUAGAUAUUUGAUCCCAUCUUAUUGGGAAUAUUUGUAUUGAUUCUCAGGUAUCAAACCCUUUAGUAUUAACUGUCUCUUUCAUUGUUUAGCGCGCUACUUAGCGUUAGAGAAACUUCUGACUGUAUAGCACAGGCUGUACCGUUUGAGGUAUUUUGUAUUUUUGAUGUAAUUUGUUCUGUUUUCUUAAUUAGAACCGUUUAUAUUGAGCAC